UGGGCGGGACAAACCCGAAGAUAACGGGACUGUGGUCAUUAUUACUGUUGUGGACGAUAAUAAUCUUAAUAUAACUGACAGGCAACGACAUUAUUUUGAUUAUCUAUGUUUGAGGCGCAGAGAGAGACAAGAGGAUGCUUGACAUUGAGUUGGGAAUACACUAAUUGAGAUGUCUCUGGCCCAGAGGGUGUUGUUGACCUGGGUCUUUACCCUGGUGUUCCUCAUCAUUCUGGUGCUCAAACUGGAUGGGAAGGUGCAAUGGAACUGGUUCCUCAUCUUUCUCCCAGUCUGGGUCUUUGACGGCAUCCUCAUCCUCAUGCUCGCCGUCAAGAUGGCGGGGCGCUGCAAACUCGGGUACGACCUGCGCAACGGCUCGUCGUCCCUGCGCCUGCGCACCUGGUACUUGACCGCCAUGCUGCUCAAACUGGGCUUCUGCCUGACGCUGUGCGCCAGGCUGGAGAAGCUGGCCGACGUGAAGCUGACGUUUGUCUGCAUACCGCUGUGGACCAUGCUGCUGGGAGCACUGGUGGAGCUGGGGCUGAAUAUUUGUCCUGAGAGAAGAGAGGCUUGAAGCAGUGCAGAGAACAGGCCUCUGAAAGAAGCUGCUAGUUGAUCAAUCAAUUCUUUAUUGAAGAGCAGCUGUUUGUUAAUCUACUGUGAAGCCAACACUGAAAAAAAAAUUCUUAUGAUCAGUAUUGUUUUUUUUUUAGUAUUUAAAUUGUUUACUUUGUAAUUGUUACAUGUCCAUGCUUCUUUCAUUCCUCAGCUGGCAAAUUUGGGAGUUAGCUUAUCUGCUAGCAACCACCAUCCUGUCAUUUAUCCUCUGGCUGCUCAUGGAUUUCUACAAGCUCCUUUUUCUACUCCAUACUUAGUAACACGUCUCAAACUGUCGCCCUCUUUGCAUGCAGAUUGAAUUCAUAUUAAAUCCUUUCUACCAGCAGUUUAUUUGUGGAUUGGAUCUCAGUCGAAUUCAUUCUUGUACCACUAAUGUUUAUUUUGUGCCAACAAUUGCUCCAAACACUUUUUCC
Molecule: messenger RNA, 1028 nt
Organism: Poeciliopsis prolifica (blackstripe livebearer)
Lineage: Eukaryota; Metazoa; Chordata; Actinopteri; Cyprinodontiformes; Poeciliidae
Product: transmembrane protein 60-like
Exons: 3
Coding region: 170-571 (133 amino acids)
Source: RefSeq, a predicted model, not a curated record